CAGGAUAUCAGUGAAGUGUAGUGCGUGACUGGCAUAAAGAUGUAUUGACAGCUGAUCCAAACAUUCCUCCCAAGCAAAUAGGCUCUAACAACGUGAUUAGAAAACCAGAGGCCGACCAACCGGAAGCCGGCAAUUGUACCAACACCGAAGAAAACAAUUCCAGAUAGCUCCACUCGGCAUCUUGCAACUUGCUGGGUGGUGUACCCAAGCUUCCGUUAAUUAGGAGUACCAGACAUCAGGCUCGUCGUGAGUCGUCAAUCAUGGCCCCAAGUGUGGAGAAGGCGCCAUCAGUCCCAUCACUAGGUCGAGCUGUGAAAUCAUGUGUUCGAGUGGUGAAAGGUUUCUACCACGUUUUUCCUAUUCCGCCCGCGCCAACUAAGCCUGGCCUUGUUUGCGAAACGGAUUGUGAUGAGCCAUAGGACGAGGGCAUUCGCAUCCAGGGCUUUCGAAGUCCCAAAUUACCGGCUGGUGGGUGAUUAAAGAAAUGUCAAGUCAUCCGGUCCAAGGUGUGCAUGUUCGCUCAACUACUCAACACCUAAAGAGAAAUAAAGAGGUCGUAACGCAGAUGAACUUGCGUUUUGCUUGCAUCUAAGACCGGAGCAGCAAGUUACAAGACCAGAAGACUAGUAUUACUAUCCGAGUCUGAACUCAUCUGUACGUCAAAAGAAAAACAAGUGGCUUGUUGCCUCCCGUCUCCCAAGAAAGUUGAUUCAUCUCCACCAAUGACUAUGAUAGGGCCGAAGGAGGAUUUAAAAGCGACUCGAUGAAUAGAAAAGUAAUUGAAUUGAACUAUUAAUAGAUUGAGCACCCAAUCACCGUGUACUAAUGUCAUCAAGCCCUCUCAAGCUAUUGGCUGAGUAUGCAGGACUCAUGACUACUGUCACAGACGCUCAAACAUUCAUCUGUGCCGGCAGCAAAGGCGGCACCCAUGAAGAUGAGUAUAUCAUGGUAGAUUUCAAGGCCAAUAGACCUGGCCAUUCUCCAGUCUGUGUGAACCAUGAAAUGCGCACCAUUACUGCCACUAACAAAAGGAGGGGGGGACAGAUCAUGGCACCACUUUAUGAAUUUGGAAGAAUUGACCAAUUAACAUGGACAAAGUCGUAGGGAGGACCUCAGAUGAUCACUCCGAAGUAAUUUCGUGACAUCCCAGUGCUUUCAACUAGAAGGAAAGGAGAGCAUCCGAUACCGCUUGUGCCAUAACAGCAGAAUAAGCGAAUGCAAACAGCAGAAGCACUUGAAGCAUAUAUGCCCCUGAAUCUGUGUCACAGUUGGACUGGGAAAAUCAACAGCCAUGAGGGAUCGAAAUAGAAGCCACCUAAACGAGCACACCCAGGGUAACACGAAAUGAACGCACGCUCGAAUGCGACCCAACGUCGACCCCGGACUUUCUACCCCGCACCAUACUUUCUCGAGCCCAAAGUCUGCAAAGUAUGGAUAGUUUCACAGCCUCGGGUCGAGGGUUGCUUCCGACACGGAACCCCUAUUCGAGAUUCGGCUAAUCACUUCCUCCGAAGAAGCAAGUCUACGUCGAACGACGAGACAGGGCGGAAGAUGUGGGAGUUAUCUGCGGCAGCCUGCCGUGAUACUGGACGUGCCAUUUAGGGGUCGGAGUCACAUUUCUCCCAUUCCGCCAUUGGUGGAUGGCUGAUGGCCUGCCGAGAGAAGCUGCAUGGCUGUGGUGUGCAGGGGCGCCAUGUUGUACUUAUAUGCACGGCGAUAAGGACGCGUGAAGGAGAGGAGGCUAUUUUCGUCUGAUUUCGGAUCGAGGGACUCGAGUCAAGGGAGGGGGAGGUUCUUGCUGGACUUCGAAUAGAAAAUGAGGAUAUAAACCGGUCCAAGUGUACGAAGGACUCGGAUGUCCAGAGCUGACGGCCCCCCGUAAAUACCUUCACUCCUGCUUCGUCCAAAGCUUCUGUCGCCUGGAAGAAUAUAGAGUCACAAUCCGGACCGUUCCGAGGGUCGAUCAGCAGUGUGAUGUGGCUUGGGAAUAGCACAUGUCUGCAUGGGUGGGCGUCCUGAGAGCACAGCAUUUGUUAAAGAAAAGCAGCUUCGGCGCCCGGGAUCUGGGAUGGCUUCGACAGAAUCCGAAUAAUAUAAUAUAAUAAUAAAGGGUGGGAGGGAGGAGUGUUGAGUUCAGGUUCGUGCACGACUCUCUUGGUAUCAUAAAGGGGCUGAGAUGAGGUGAGGAUGAAGAUGGUUGCUGGUGCGAGCUGUGCUUGCACUGGUCCGGCUGGUCUGGUCUGGUCUGGUCUGGUCUGGCUGCUUCUGAUUGUUGUGCUUUGAAGCGGUGAGGACCUGCGACGCUGUUGCCUUUACAUAUAUCCAUCCCAUGUCCCACGUCCCAUGUCCCUCUCCCCCAACUUACACUCUUGUCUUGACUUGGCUCGCCUCCUCUCGUCUUAUCCUGUACAGUACCAUACAUUUCGUCGCGAUCCUUUCGUCCACCAAUCUCCCGUCCGUCUUCCGUGCUUGUGGGGUUUCUUACCCACAAGACAUUCCAUUAAUUCAGCGACCACAAACGUGAACUGGUCUAGCUUCGUAGCCGACAAUUCUCCCGUCAAGUACCGACGCCGGCAACCACCCUAAGUACCAACCAACCUGCCUACACAUCUUCACUUCGAGGUUCUCUACCGUAUCAUCUCCACCUAAACAGCAUCGACUCGAACCCCCCCCCAGCGAAGGGUUCGAGGGCUUCCAGACGCGACCACUUGGCGUCGCAGUGCGCACUAUGGCCACAAUUCUCUGUCUGGCACAUCAUUGCGAGAACCAUGGGCCCACUUGUAUCGUCAGUUGUGAGGGACUUCCUGUUGGAUGCGUAACCUGCUUUGAAGAUGAUAGUAUGAGCACGCGACGACCCAGCAGCUCUCGUUCUCUAAAUCCUGCAGAUGGCCUAGCAGCUAUUACUCGAUCUUCAAAUCGGACCAAUUCGACAUCCUCGGCGGACGUACCGAGUGGUGACUUUGCAGCUCUUCAGAUUUCAGCCAGAACAUCCCCCUCGAUUCCAGCAUCCCCGCCACCAUCUCCUAGGGUUGUCGCAUUACAAGGCGCACAUGGUGGCAGCAAUAGACGAGAUUCGAGCUUCCGAAAGACGUAUGACGAGAAUGACAAGAAGAGAGCUAUACCUUGUGAGAACUGUGCCCUUACUCUACCGAGGCAGACAAAGGAAGGAAACACGAUUGGCACCAAUGGUCCAAUAUUACGGACGCGGAAACCGUACGAACGAAUCAAUGCCCCUUCUCCACCUAAGACCGACUCCUCCAACUCGUCUAACUCUUCAGAUUCCGAGAAUGCGAUUUCGAGUAAGCCCUCUCAUCGACGAACGCAUUCCAGAACACUGGUCAGAAUCGGCACGUCCUCCAGCAAUUCUUCCUCCUUCUCCAGAAACUCGCACGUUCACUAUCUGGACUACACUUCGACUCAUGAACCUCUAUCACCAAAUUCUUUCUCCAUGGUCCGGCAGGCCUGUCUACGAACGCUGUCCUGCGAAACUCUGCCCCCAUCUUCGACGCCGAAUACCUCCUCACCUACCUCACCUUUCAUAAAUAGCCCAUUCUCCUCCGGCCCAUCCUCCGCGAUCUCAACAUCCGGCGGACCGAUAUUUUUUGGCGACCCUCAAGCUGGAUAUACCACCGCGUAUAUUUUCCGAAUACCUGACCCCAAUGCGCGAGGCCGUCGCCGAGUCUACGCCCUAAUGGCGCUCAGUACACACCGCGAGCGCGCCGCCAUGCAAAGCUUCUCUUUCCUCUCAGAUGCUUUCCGUAGAAUCGCUGCUUGGAUCCAAGGUCUUGCCGAAACCGAACUCGAGCGCUCCGAAUCUGUCAAUAGCCCAAGAUACAGUAACAGCGAUGAAAGAACUGGAAACAGUAAUAACAAUACGCCAACUUCUGCCUUCUUGAGUGGUAAGAAUAGAGGCCCUGAUGGCAAGUAUGCUGGUAUGAGUCUAAAAGCUAGAGGAUUGGCUGAAUUGGUUGGAAUGCCGGAUUUCUUCUUCGAGCUGCAUAAGCUGUUCGUACAGGUGCUGGCAGAGAUGAGCGCCACACUUGGCCUUUGA
This is a messenger RNA of Cadophora gregata, 4051 nucleotides long. RefSeq lists its product as uncharacterized. Gene Ontology annotation, biological process: positive regulation of TORC1 signaling; positive regulation of GTPase activity. The transcript is spliced from 2 exons. Bases 2729 to 4051 code for a protein of 440 amino acids. The record is from RefSeq and is a predicted model, not a curated record. Lineage: Eukaryota; Fungi; Ascomycota; Leotiomycetes; Helotiales; Ploettnerulaceae. Gene Ontology annotation, molecular function: GTPase activator activity. Gene Ontology annotation, cellular component: cytosol.